Messenger RNA from Drosophila willistoni, 928 nucleotides. RefSeq names its product gustatory and pheromone receptor 39a-like. The record is from RefSeq and is a predicted model, not a curated record. Gene Ontology annotation, cellular component: membrane. The transcript has a single exon. NCBI's taxonomy places the organism in Eukaryota, Metazoa, Arthropoda, Insecta, Diptera, Drosophilidae. Gene Ontology annotation, biological process: sensory perception of taste. Bases 1 to 918 code for a protein of 305 amino acids.
AUGAACAAGUUGGAAAUCAGUGAGCUCUGUUCGUUCUAUCGCAUUUGCCGCUAUUUGGGCAUAUUCUGUAUUCACUACAAUUCGCAGAGGGAGCGCUAUCGGUUGCGCCGAAGCCUCAUCUGCUACCUUGUGCACUUUGCCUUGCAGACCUACUUAGUUAGCUGCAUGGUUAUUUUGGUGAUAUAUUGGAAAUGGUGUUUCAAGAGUGAAAAGACCACGACCGGGAACCAUUAUGACCGUCUUGUGCUGUUUCUUGCCUUAUGCAUGCAGUUCGUGCAAAAUGCUUGGCUGAUUUGGCUUCAAGGUCCCCAUCUGCGAAUCGUCCGUCAAUUGGAACUGUAUCGACGCAAGUAUCUAACUCAUAUGCGGCUAUCGCUGCCCAAACGCAUGCUCUUGAUUAUUGCAAUUACCAAUAUGCUAUACUUGAUGAACUUUCUGAAGAGCUGUGUCUUGGAGUGGUUUGCGAAUGCCUCACGUCUGUUUGUCUUUAGUACACUGGGCUUUCCCUUGCGGUGUCUUAUUACUAGCUUCACAAUGGGCACCUAUUUGGGUCUGAUUAACAUUGUUUAUCACGUUCUCCAAUGGAACCAAUCACAAAUGGUCGUAAUCGUAGAACAACUAAGCCAUCCCAAGCGCAGCUGUGAGACCAUCCUCCGCCUACGCUGCUGUUUGGAGUUAUACGAUCGAUUGGUCCUGUUGUGCAACGAGGAGAUUAGCUUGGUGUACGGCUUCAUUGCAUGGCUAUCGGUGUUGUUCGCUUCGCUGGAUGUCACUGGCAUUAUCUAUCUCACUAUGGUUAUUCAAACGGAUAAGUCUCUGGGCGAACAUUUGCUGUUCAAUAUCAUUUGGCUGUCGCCCACCCUGAUGACCUGUGCGGCGGGCCUCAUGAGUAAUCGUGUGGCCAUUCAGGUACGUUAACCCAUAUCAA